CUAUAGCUAACGUUGGUGUGCAGAAACAACAUCACACAGCUAUACCUUUCAACAGCUAAUACGUCCUAUACACUUGGCCAUCAGCAUUCUGUUGCCAGACUCCGAGUUUGCUGGUCGCGCAAAGCUGUACGACCACCUAAGCCAUGCCAUCAACUCGUCUUCGCCGCGCCUUCGCCUACCCCACCGACGACCUUCAAGAUACCUCCCACCACGACCUUGAUGAAGAGGAGCAAGAGCAGCUGAUCACGUCUCUUCAGUCGCAAGACGAUUCCUCUACCACCUUCUACACCACUGCCUUCGUCGCCAUUCCUCUCUUCUCCGCUCUCGCCCAUCUACCUUCACUCUACCGUCCGAGCUCUGCUUCGAGUUUCUUGUCUGCCAUUCUUGCCAUUUCCAGCCUUCUAGCCUCUGCCUACAUCCUAUACUUUCUACCUCUCGUGCCGGCAGAGAAGCGAAGAGCCUUGGCUGGUGGACUACGACUUGGAAAGUGGGCCGAGGACGAUGACGGUCCCAUCAACAGACACAUCGUAGCUCUCAAUGGCGCGCUGAGCACAGUACUCGGCCUAAGAGCCUUCGUUGAAGGGAGGCGGACGGGAUGGGCUGAAGGAGAAGGCCUGUUGGGCGUGCUUCCGCUAGUCAUAUAUUUGCUCAUCGUAUUGGUGAGGUGGCACUUGAAACCUAUAGACAUCGAGGGCCUCGAAAAGAUGAGGUAUGGCUACAAAGGCGCAUGAUUCUAGGGCUGCUCGGGCUCCUCUCUAUCUCCCAUACCGUCUUGUACCACACCAUGUUUGUGUUCAAGCAGGUCGCUGCAGCUCGCUCCGCUCAUCGGUCGCGUUAUCUUC
Molecule: messenger RNA, 842 nt
Organism: Pseudovirgaria hyperparasitica
Lineage: Eukaryota; Fungi; Ascomycota; Dothideomycetes; Acrospermales; Acrospermaceae
Exons: 2
Coding region: 144-731 (195 amino acids)
Source: RefSeq, a predicted model, not a curated record